UCCCGUCGUGCGGGAGGGGGGCGCGGUGCGGGCGGGGGCUGGGGGCGCACUCGGGGCGCAGCACGGCGCGGACCGGGCAGCUGUCCUCUGACUCCACCCGGACUCCUCCUCUGCGGCCAUGAGAGCUGCCUACCUCUUCCUGCUGCUCCUGCCUGGCCUGCUGGCUCAGGACCAGUAUGACUUGGAGCCACUGCCCCCGUUCCCAGACUCUGUGCAGUACAACCACUACAGCGACCAGAUAGAUGCCCCAGACUACUAUGAUUACCAAGAGGUGAGCUCUCGGUCCCCGGAGGAGCAGUUCCAGUCCCAGCAGCAGGUCCAGCAGGAAAUCAUCCCAGCCCCCACGCCAGAGCCAGGAAACGCAGGGACGGAGCCCACAGAGCCUGGGCCUCUAGACUGCCGAGAGGAGCAGUACCCGUGUACCCGCCUCUACUCCAUCCACAAGCCUUGCAAACAGUGUCUCAAUGAGGUCUGCUUCUACAGCCUCCGCCGCAUGUACGUCGUGAACAAGGAGAUCUGUGUCCGCACCGUCUGUGCCCACGAGGAGCUCCUCCGAGCUGACCUGUGUCGGGACAAGUUCUCCAGGUGUGGUGUGCUGGCCAGCAGUGGCCUGUGCCAAUCUAUGGCAGCCUCUUGUGCCAGGAGCUGUGGGGGCUGCUAGGGUGCAGCUGGCAUCCUGAGCCCUGGGCCCUGCCUGACUGGUGCUUCCUCCCCGCCCCACCCCACUCUGGACUGCAGCCCUGGGAGGCACAGGCUCUGGUGCCCUGAGCCCCUCUCCCAGCCUGUGGCCACCCUUGGGGUGCAACAGGGGUCCUGCUGCUCAGGCUCUGCCCCCUAAGCAGGGGGCACCUAAGGCCUCUCUGUGGGACACAGGUCCCUGCCGUGCCUUUCAUCCCCCCAGGACAGUCCCCUGAGGCAGGCUAUGCUCCUCACCCCAGCUGGUCUGCCUGGAUUUCCUAUAGCUCCCCGGGCACAGAUCACCUUUGUUUUAUAUAAAAUUAAAGACCAGUUUUUACAAAA
Messenger RNA from Cavia porcellus (domestic guinea pig), 1020 nucleotides. RefSeq names its product microfibril associated protein 2 (gene Mfap2). The record is from RefSeq and is a predicted model, not a curated record. Lineage: Eukaryota; Metazoa; Chordata; Mammalia; Rodentia; Caviidae. Gene Ontology annotation, biological process: embryonic eye morphogenesis. The transcript has 9 exons. The coding region runs from base 119 to 661 and encodes 180 amino acids. Gene Ontology annotation, cellular component: microfibril.